AACCUUCAUAUAGUGUUCGUAAAUGAAUAUAGAAGAUAUAAUUUUGAAAAUUAUUAUUUUAUGUUUGCAUUUUCUUUUGCUCUUUUUCUCUCUCUACUUCCUGCUGUCGCUAAUAUAUAUGGUUAUGAUGAACUUCUUAGGGCUAUGAUUUCAUCUGUUGUCAAAAGAGUCAUUUGGUAUCCUGUGUUGCCGUUAGCUCAAAUUUUUGGUGGCAUCAAUGAUACUUGCUAUUAUAUUAAUUAUGAAGUCCCUUACCCACUUAAGUUCAUUUGCUCUAUUUGCUUAUCACUUCAAGGAUUCUUGAAUGCUUUAGUAUUUGCACAAGAUAUCGCUGUUACUCUUUCACAACCUUCUCUCUUAGAGUGGUUAAGAUACAUGCUAUUAAUUAAACUUUUCUCUCCUCCAAAAAUUCGACCUCGAGAAAUUUCAUCUGAUCAUUUAUCAUCGAAUAAUUCCUUUGGAGGCAAUGAGCCUUCUGUUCUUGUUGAUGGUGAAGUUCAAGGUAUUAAACCUGUUCAUUCAAAAGAUUCUUACCAACAUUCCUCUAUUGAACCAACAAAAAGAAUAUCAAGAAUAUCCGAAGAAUUUAAAGAAAUUGAAACAACGUUAAGAAGACUUUAA
Cetraspora pellucida is the source of this 621-nucleotide messenger RNA. NCBI's taxonomy places the organism in Eukaryota, Fungi, Glomeromycota, Glomeromycetes, Diversisporales, Gigasporaceae. The record is from the annotation of a GenBank genome assembly.